GCUUUACUCUGAAUUCUGAGCUCUUUUGAGUGUACAGAGUAUUUGCACCUAGAAGAGAAAAACGAAUCAUGAAGACCUGCAUCGUUCUGGUUAUCGUCUGCAUCGCCAUAGACUCGAUAGUCACCGGUUACAUACUCCCCAAGAGGACCGCUGAAGAAGUUGAGACGAACCGUCGAGAGGUGGAAGCAGUCGCAGGGAAUCUCUUGCACGCCAAGCGAGACCUGGAAGUUGAUAGCGGCGUCAUGGCCAAAAGGGGCCUUUUCGGUUUUGGUGACGACGACGACGACGACGACGAUGAUGAUGAUGAUGAUUUUGAUGAUGAUUUUGAUGAUGAUUUUGAUGAUGAUUUUGAUGAUGGCAAGAAAAAGCGCAAAGAGGCGAUAUUUGCUUGAGGCUAUAUUUAAAGACGGGGUAUGGUGGUAUUUCUUGCUGAACUUUGUGCACUGCAAAGGAAGAAUUGUUUUUCAAUGAAAAUUCUGUCUGGUAACUUUCGCUGAAGCUAAGCAAGCUGAGACUGCUCCGUACAACGCCAUCAACAUACGAUGAACGAAAUAAACUUAUUUAAAAACAUCA
Pomacea canaliculata is the source of this 573-nucleotide messenger RNA. Its product is annotated as trigger factor-like. The transcript is spliced from 2 exons. Lineage: Eukaryota; Metazoa; Mollusca; Gastropoda; Architaenioglossa; Ampullariidae. The coding region runs from base 69 to 392 and encodes 107 amino acids. The record is from RefSeq and is a predicted model, not a curated record.